This is a messenger RNA of Labrus bergylta (ballan wrasse), 1209 nucleotides long. The record is from RefSeq and is a predicted model, not a curated record. Lineage: Eukaryota; Metazoa; Chordata; Actinopteri; Labriformes; Labridae.
AUGCAUGGAGAAGGGUGUAAUAAAACCAAUUGGGAUGUUAUACAGCAUCUGAACUUGACCAGAAACAAAGACAAGUUUGCAAUGACCCGGCCAGCCAAAAAUGGCCGAACAGCCACAGAAGUAACACUGGCUUUACUACUCUAUGCCAUUCUGGAUGUGCAAGAAAAGGAACAGAAGUUUAUUUCUUAUGUUUGGGUUGACUUGUUGUGGAAAAAUGAUCUAAUUCACUGGGAACCUAGUGAAUUCUGCGGUAUCAAAACAUUGUUUAUUCCAGCACAACUAUUGUGGCUGCCUGAUAUUACUAUUGAAGAGAGGACAGAAAAAGAUAAGUCCACUGAUAGUCUUUAUAUCGGUGUUGGAUAUAAUGGGGAUGUCCUACUUAGGAACGACAUGGUACUGGUCACCACCUGCAAGAUGCAAAUUUACAAAUUUCCCUUUGACAUUCAAAGCUGCAACCUCUCCUUCAAGUCUGUCAUACACAGAGAGGAACAAAUUGUGCUUGUGGAAUAUGGUGACCAAAACAGCACCACAGAAUGGUCACAAGAUAUAAUGAGGACCCAAUCCGACUGGCUUUUCAUCAACAUUCAAUCCACCAACAGAUCUGUCAUCAAUUUCGAAAUCCCCCAAAGCAUGGUGGUUUACACUGUCAACAUGAAGAGGCGAUCUAUACUCUACGUUGUCAACUUCAUCCUGCCUGUUCUUCUGUUCUUGUGUCUGGAUUUGGCCUCCUUCAUGAUCUCAGACAGUGGGGGUGAGAAGCUCAGCUUCAAGGUCACUGUGCUGCUUGCUGUCACAGUGAUGCAGCUUCUUCUGAAUGAAAUUCUGCCGUCCUCUUCAAACAGGAUUCCACUUAUUGCGACUUACUGUACUGGGAUCUUUGGUUUCAUGAUGCUAAGCCUCCUGGAGACAAUUUUGGUGAUGUACCUCAUGGAGAAAGACUCUGCAUCCCAAGACAACAAUGCAGGUAAAGACUGUUUGAGGACUUUUGACAUGAAUACAUUUCUUCACUGUGAUGUUUCUCGUGAAACGCCAUCAGAACUGCUUCUCAUGGCAAACAGGUCCCAGAGAGAAACACUGACUAUUGGGAAACAGGAGGUAUGCACUAUCUCUGGAAGAAUUUCUUCUUCUUCUUGCAUCCUGGUUGGGUACAUGGAAUGUGAAUGGGCCAUGCUCAAAGCCUCCAUUGUGGAAGAUGCUUCUAGAGGUUGA